AUGCUUGAUAGUACACUAUCUCAGCUGCAAAUGGUCAACACUGAUGGAACUUAUUUUCAUAAGGAUCAUGCGCCUAAUGCCACUACUGUUGUUGUUGAUUCUGAAGAUGAUGAGAUGGUUGUUGUUGAUGCUCCUGUCGAAGGGACUUCAUCUAGUGCCCAUACUGAAGCCUGCCCCUCCCUUGAAGAUAUGGUUUUUAACAUGAACCAAAGGAUGUAG
Molecule: messenger RNA, 219 nt
Organism: Sphenostylis stenocarpa
Lineage: Eukaryota; Viridiplantae; Streptophyta; Magnoliopsida; Fabales; Fabaceae
Source: the annotation of a GenBank genome assembly